Molecule: messenger RNA, 1504 nt
Organism: Rhododendron vialii
Lineage: Eukaryota; Viridiplantae; Streptophyta; Magnoliopsida; Ericales; Ericaceae
Exons: 6
Coding region: 151-1293 (380 amino acids)
Source: RefSeq, a predicted model, not a curated record
AAAAAAUAUAUCCAAAAGAAAUUAAUUGUAGGUGCUCAAUUUUGAAUCCCUCGUCCUCGUCCUCGUCAUCGUCCAAGUCAAACGAUCAAGCAAACGAGACAGCCAGCCUGAGACCCGAGAUCUAGAAGAGUUGGGCAAAGAGAAAGAAAGAUGGCGGCAGGAGUGAGCAGGAAGAUAUCAGCUGCAUCAGCUAGGGCUCACACUAGAAGACCUAAACAGAGCACUCCCUUUCAACUCCCCUCGGGGUUGUUUAAGAAAAUUCUUGUGGCUUUCUUUAUGGGAUUACUGGCAUGGGCUUAUCAGGCCAUACAGCCACCUCCACCCAGGAUAUGUGGCUCUGCAGAUGGCCCUCCUGUUACAGCACCUAGGGUAAAACUUAGUGAUGGAAGGCAUUUGGCCUACAAAGAGCAUGGUGUCCCGAAAAAUGAAGCGAAGCAUAAAAUAAUAUAUGUCCAUGGCUUGGACUGCUGCAGACAUGAUGCUGUAAUUGCCACGCAAUUAUCCCCGGAUGUUGUUGAAGGUUUAGGGGUCUACAUUGUGUCAAUUGACAGACCCGGUUAUGGAGAGAGUGACCCUAAUCCAAAACAAACAUUGAAGAGUAUGGCUACGGAUAUAGAGGAGCUUGCCGAUCAGUUGGGACUAGGAUCCAAAUUCUACGUUGUUGGGUUUUCUAUGGGCGGGCAAGUGAUUUGGACCUGUCUCAAGUACAUUCCUCACAGGCUCGCAGGAGCAACUCUUAUAGCUCCUGCAGUCAACUUUUGGUGGCCUGGUUUUCCUGCAAAUCUUUCUGAAGGAGCCUACAACCAGCAGUUUCCUCGGGAUCAGUGGGCAUACCGUAUUGCUCACUACACUCCAUGGCUUUCCUUCUGGUGGAAUACUCAGAAGUGGUUUCCUUCUUCUAGUGUAUUAGCUCAAAGUCCUGCUGUUCUAUCUCGCCAAGACUUGGAACUCGUUCAAACUAGACCGGGAAGGCCACAUGAGGCACAGGUUAGACAGCAAGGAGAUUUCGAGUCCGUCCACCGCGACUUGAUAAUUGGCUUGGGAACUUGGGAAUUCGUUCCCCUCGAUCUCAACAAUCCGUUUCCCAACGACGACGGUUUGGUCCACCUAUGGCAAGGAGAUGAAGAUCUUCUGGUGCCCGUUACAAUGCAGCGUUAUAUCGCCCAACGGCUCCCUUGGAUAAAAUACCAUGAAGUUUCGGGGUCUGGGCACAUGUUCCCUUUCGCCCGUGGAAUGGUUGAUGCCAUGAUAAAAGAACUUUUACUGGGGCAAAACAGCGAGCCGCAGAUUUGAUGGUCUCUCUCAGGCGGUCUUUGUUACUUUUCUUCUGCUUUCUGGUUUGGGUCCUGGAAUUUUUUUUCUGGGUAUUUUGGUAUGUCUGCAGAAUAGUUGAUCAGCUGUUGAUUUUUUGAAGUAUGCUGUAAUUUUUCCCCCUUUUUUGAUAAAGACAAUACACACUAGACGAGGUUGGAAUAUGCUUUAUGAAAACUGCAUUUGCUAUUAA